This is a messenger RNA of Rattus rattus (black rat), 1153 nucleotides long. It is a transcript of the gene Prss27, whose product is annotated as serine protease 27. Gene Ontology annotation, biological process: proteolysis. The record is from RefSeq and is a predicted model, not a curated record. The transcript is spliced from 6 exons. Bases 65 to 1051 code for a protein of 328 amino acids. Gene Ontology annotation, molecular function: serine-type endopeptidase activity. NCBI's taxonomy places the organism in Eukaryota, Metazoa, Chordata, Mammalia, Rodentia, Muridae.
GUAGCACUAGGGAGAGCUUCUGUCACUGCUGACCAGGACUCAAACGGCCACCAAACCAGAGACCAUGAGGCAGCCCCACAUCACUGCCCUGCUGCUGUUGCCGCUGCUGCUGAGACCUGGGACUGAAGGGGCCGAGGCUAUGAGAGCCUGUGGGCAUCCAAGGAUGUUUAACCGGAUGGUGGGCGGGGAGGAUGCCUUAGAAGGUGAGUGGCCCUGGCAGGUCAGCAUCCAGCGCAAUGGAGCUCACUUCUGUGGGGGCAGUCUCAUCGCACCAACAUGGGUCCUCACUGCUGCACACUGCUUCUCCAACACAUCAGACAUAUCCAUAUACCAGGUCCUGCUGGGGGCACUGAAGCUGCAACAGCCAGGACCACAUGCCCUGUAUGUCCCCGUGAAGCAGGUGAAAAGCCAUCCUGAGUACCAAGGCAUGGCUUCCAGUGCCGAUGUGGCUCUGGUGGAGCUGCAGGUGCCUGUGACCUUCACCAAAUACAUCCUUCCCGUGUGCCUGCCUGACCCCUCGGUCAUCUUCAAGUCGGGCAUGAACUGCUGGGUCACCGGCUGGGGCAGCCCCAGUGAGCAAGACCGACUACCCAACCCACGGAUCCUGCAGAAACUGGCUGUGCCUCUCAUUGACACGCCCAAGUGCAACCUUCUGUACAGCAAGGAUGCUGAGGCUGACAUCCAGCUCAAAACCAUCAAGGACGACAUGCUCUGUGCAGGCUUUGCAGAGGGCAAGAAGGACGCCUGUAAGGGUGACUCUGGAGGCCCACUGGUGUGCCUUGUGGACCAGUCAUGGGUGCAGGCUGGGGUAAUCAGCUGGGGAGAAGGCUGUGCCCGCCGGAAUCGUCCAGGUGUCUACAUCCGUGUGACUUCUCAUUACCAAUGGAUCCAUCAAAUCAUCCCAGAACUACAGUUCCAGGGGAGAGCCGGCAGCCAGCAGCAGCAAAGAGACCCCCGAGGCUGGCAGCCCCUGGCAGAGAACUCCGCCCCCUGCCUGGCUGCCCAUGCAGUUUUGCUGGCCCUGGGAGCACUGAUGCUUGGGAUCCUCUAGGGCUGCUCAGCCCGGCAGGUGGAGCCCCACCCACUGUACAUUUGUAAAUACUGUCCCCCAUCUUACAUCCCAGCCACUUUUAUUUAUGUUCACCUCCAGAAA